Messenger RNA from Peronospora matthiolae, 198 nucleotides. The record is from the annotation of a GenBank genome assembly. Lineage: Eukaryota; Oomycota; Peronosporomycetes; Peronosporales; Peronosporaceae.
AUGCUCCACCAUGCUAAGCUGGAAAAGUGCUUCUGGGCCGAAGCAGCAAUGACGGCAAUUUACGUCAAAAAUCGUCUGCCCUCGCCCAAAGAUGUACACAAGACUCCGUUCGAGAUCGUCCACAACUCCAAGCCAAGUGUCAAGCACAUGCGGGUGUUCGGUUGUCAGGUUUACAUACUGACACCGAAGGAGAAGUGA